CGAGGGGAGCGAGAGGGAUGAACCGAGGAUUCCUCAGAGUCCUCAGACGAAACAGCUUAACCUAACCUCAUCUGCAUCUGCAUCUCAACAGUCAACGGACAACGAGUCAACCAAACCAAAACACAUUAAUAUCGUAAGAAAGGUACAAAGAUUUUCUUUAACUAAUUUACGGAAAUCAGUCACACUAUUAAAAUUUGAUAAGUUUUUAACGAUGGCAGCAGUAGUUCAGUACAUCCUAGUACGUGGUGACCUGAUUAAAUCGUCAAAUUGGCCAGUAGGAGCUGUGAUUGCCCAAGCGUGUCAUGCAGCCACAGCUGUUAUUCACAAGUUCUACGAUGACCCAGCAACCCAACUUUACCUACAGAACUUGGAUAACAUGCACAAAAUAAUUUUAGAGGUUCCAGACGAGGAAACUCUUAAAAAGAUAUCAGAAGAACUCAAAGAAGACUCAGUAAGUCAUAAGCUAUGGAUCGAACAGCCAGAAAAUGUAGCAACUUGCUUGGCAGUGAAACCUUCUCCUAAGGAAGAUGUGCAAAAAUAUUUCAAAAAAUACAAAUUGAUGAAGUGAU
Molecule: messenger RNA, 569 nt
Organism: Macrosteles quadrilineatus (aster leafhopper)
Lineage: Eukaryota; Metazoa; Arthropoda; Insecta; Hemiptera; Cicadellidae
Product: putative peptidyl-tRNA hydrolase PTRHD1
Exons: 3
Coding region: 212-568 (118 amino acids)
Molecular function (GO): peptidyl-tRNA hydrolase activity
Source: RefSeq, a predicted model, not a curated record